AUGCCAUGCACCAAUGACAGCACCCCUGUCGUCAGUGCAGCAUGGGACCAGAGGUCAAAGUUCCGGGCGCACGAGGUGUCUGGCUCCCCCGCAAAGCCCGGAGCUGCAGCGGCUCCAGCUCCCCGCGAUGCGCAUCCCACACGCGCCCCCCUCACCCGCCCCCGCCGGCCGCCGCCCGCCCGCCCCGCCCGCCUAGCCGCCGCGCCCCUGCCUGCCUUACAGGCCGUGCACGAGAUCAUCCUCAGCAACCGGUUCCUCAUCGUGCGCGCCAAGGAGCUGCGCUGCGGGCGGGAGGAGAGCCGCCGCUUCUACCGGGAGCACGCGGGGCGGUUCUUCUACCAGCGGCUGGUGGAGUUCAUGGCCAGUGGCCCCAUGUGGGCUUAUAUCUUGGCCCAUGAGAAUGCUGUCUCCCUCUGGAGAACACUGAUGGGACCCACCAAAGUAUUCCGAGCCCGAAACAGUGUCCCAGACUCCAUCCGAGGAGCUUAUGGCCUCACUGACACCAGGAAUACCACUCAUGGCUCAGAUUCACCAGCAUCAGCCAGCAGAGAAAUUGCCUUCUUCUUCCCAGAGUUCAAUGAAGAGCUCUGGUACCAGCAGGAGGAGCCACGUCUGCGCGGUGGUCAGGUGUAUUACAAUGCAGAGGAGCGUGUUCACUGUGUAUUCAAGGAUGAAGAAACAGAGUUGACCUGAGUUACCUGGGGGUACAGAUCAAAAGGAUCUGCUGACAAUUUCUGCAUUUUUGCUGCUUUUAUUUUUACUAGCAGUAUCCAAAGGUGGAUGUGUUCAUGACUAUGAAUUUGUACAAGCUUGAAAUCUUGCUGUCCUGAAUGCUACUGACAAUUGAUAUUUUAUUGGUUCCCCAAAUUUAAGUUGUGUGUUUUUCUUGCAAUUAUUAAUAGUUUUUUUUCACCUUUCUUCUUUACAAUGUGUUUUCUUUAUUGGAUAUUAUUGUGGGAUGUCAUUAAAUGAUAAUUCCUAUC
This is a messenger RNA of Oxyura jamaicensis (ruddy duck), 983 nucleotides long. It is a transcript of the gene NME6, whose product is annotated as NME/NM23 nucleoside diphosphate kinase 6. Gene Ontology annotation, molecular function: nucleoside diphosphate kinase activity. Gene Ontology annotation, biological process: UTP biosynthetic process; CTP biosynthetic process; GTP biosynthetic process. The record is from RefSeq and is a predicted model, not a curated record. NCBI's taxonomy places the organism in Eukaryota, Metazoa, Chordata, Aves, Anseriformes, Anatidae. The transcript has 7 exons. Bases 1 to 693 code for a protein of 230 amino acids.